This is a messenger RNA of Python bivittatus (Burmese python), 1443 nucleotides long. RefSeq names its product stromelysin-1-like. Gene Ontology annotation, cellular component: extracellular matrix. Lineage: Eukaryota; Metazoa; Chordata; Lepidosauria; Squamata; Pythonidae. Gene Ontology annotation, molecular function: zinc ion binding; metalloendopeptidase activity. The record is from RefSeq and is a predicted model, not a curated record. Gene Ontology annotation, biological process: collagen catabolic process; proteolysis; extracellular matrix organization.
AGAAAUACAAGACUCAGGAUGAGAAGCAUCUGUCUCAUGCUCUUCGGUGGGGCAAUAGCUUUGGCUUUGCCCGUAAGACAUGAGGAAGAAAAAAUGGAGCUUAUCCAGAAAUACCUAGAAAAAUAUUACAACUUUACAUCAGAUGGGCAAAAAGGUUUUAGAGGCAGAAUCAGCAACCCCAUGACAAAAAAGAUCAGAGAAAUGCAAGCAUUUAUUGGAUUAGAGGUGACAGGAGACUUAGAUUCCAAUACACUGCAGGCAAUUAAAAAACCCAGAUGUGGAAACCCAGAUGUGGGCCAAUUUGCCUUCUUUGCAGGUCAACCCAAGUGGCAGAAGAAAAAUCUAACCUACAGGAUACUGAACUAUACACCAGAUAUGGAUAAAGCUGAUGUUGACAAAAGCACUGAGAAAGCUUUUAAAGUUUGGAGCCGAGUUACACCUCUGACAUUCAACAAAGUUUCAGGGGGCAAUGCAGACAUCUUGAUCUCUUUUCGUUCCCGAGAACAUGGGGAUUUCAGUUCCUUUGAUGGACCUGGUGGCACCAUUGCCCAUGCCUUCGCUCCUGGUGCCGGUAUUGGAGGAGAUGCCCAUUUCGAUGAAGAUGAAUUCUGGAGCAGUGGCUUAGAAGGUUCCAACUUAUUUUAUGUUGCUGUUCAUGAAUUUGGCCAUUCACUUGGACUCCUGCAUUCCCAGGAUCCUAAUGCUGUAAUGUUUCCAGUGUAUAAGGACCCUGAGGAAAAUCAACAGACUCUAUCUCAGGAUGAUAUUGAAGGCAUCCAGUAUCUCUAUGGAGCAUCAUCAAACCCAUCUCAAGACCCAGUAGAAGAGGAUGAACCAAGAAAACCCUCCAGCCCAGAGAAACCCGCAUUACCAUCUGCUUGCAAUCCUCACUUGACAUUUGAUGCUGUGACCUCUUUCCGGGGAGAAAUAAUGUUCUUUUGGAAUAAAUAUUUUUGGCGAAAACUCCCCCAGUACAGACAGAUUGAUUUGAAUCUGAUUUCUGAAUUUUGGUCAUUUUUACCAUCUGGAGUUGAUGCUGUUUCUGAAAAUAAUGAGAAAGAUGAGACAUUUCUUUUUAAAGGCAACCAGUUCUGGGCUGUGAAAGGAGAUUCCAUGCUUCUUGGGUACCCCAAGCCCAUCUACAGUCUGGGCUUCCCCAAAGAUGUCACAAAAAUUGAUGCUGCAGUUUUCAAUGCAAAUGAAAAGAAGACAUAUUAUUUUUCUUCAGACAAAUACUGGAGUUACAAUGAAAACAGCCAAACCAUGAACAAGAAACCCCAAAGGAUUCAAGAUGGCUUCCCAGGUAUCACAGGCAAAGUCGAUGCCGUCUUUCAACACAAUGAUUUAUUGUACUUCUUUAAGGGAACCAAUCAAUAUGAGUUUGAUCCUAACACCAGGAGAGUUACUCGGAUCCUGACAGCCAACAGCUGGUUUUCAUGCUGA